CUGGCCUGUGCCAGGCAGCUCUACCGGGAGCGGGAGUUUGGCUCCAUGGUGCUGGAGCUCAACGCCUCCGAUGACCGGGGUAUCGACAUCGUCCGAGGGCCCAUCCUGAGCUUCGCCAGCACCAGGACCAUCUUUAAGAAAGGCUUCAAGCUCGUCAUCCUGGACGAAGCCGACGCCAUGACCCAGGACGCUCAGAACGCCCUGAGACGAGUGAUCGAGAAGUUCACGGAAAACACCCGGUUUUGCCUCAUCUGCAACUACCUCUCCAAGAUCAUCCCUGCCCUGCAGUCCCGCUGCACCCGCUUCCGCUUCGGCCCACUCACCCCGGAGCUGAUGGUGCCCCGGCUGCAGCACAUCAUACAGGAGGAGGGGGUGGACGUGACGGAGGAUGGGAUGAAGGCUCUGGUGACCCUCUCGAGCGGGGACAUGCGCAGAGCCCUCAACAUCUUGCAGAGCACCACCAUGGCCUUUGGGAAGGUGACGGAGGAGAACGUCUACACCUGCACGGGACACCCACUGAAGUCGGACAUCGCCAACAUCCUUGACUGGAUGCUGAACCUGGACUUCUCCACCGCCUACCGCAAAAUCACGGAGCUGAAGACGCUGAAGGGCUUGGCCCUGCAGGACAUCCUCACCGAGAUCCACCUCUUCGUGCACAGAGUCGAUUUCCCACCCUCCAUCCGCAUCCAGCUGCUGAUCAAAAUGGCAGAUAUCGAGUACCGGCUGGCUGCUGGGACCAGUGAGAAGAUACAGCUGAGCUCCCUCAUUGCUGCGUUCCAAGUCACCAGGGAUCUGAUCGUGGCCGAAGCCUGA
This is a messenger RNA of Merops nubicus (carmine bee-eater), 813 nucleotides long. It is a transcript of the gene RFC5, whose product is annotated as replication factor C (activator 1) 5, 36.5kDa. The transcript is spliced from 9 exons. Gene Ontology annotation, molecular function: DNA binding; DNA clamp loader activity. Gene Ontology annotation, biological process: DNA repair; DNA-templated DNA replication. NCBI's taxonomy places the organism in Eukaryota, Metazoa, Chordata, Aves, Coraciiformes, Meropidae. The coding region runs from base 46 to 813 and encodes 255 amino acids. The record is from RefSeq and is a predicted model, not a curated record. Gene Ontology annotation, cellular component: DNA replication factor C complex; nucleus.